AGUAGCUGAUCAAUUGACAACUCCCCAGACUGCGAAAAAGGAACAAAAAAAGUGGAGAGAAAAAGCGGCAGAUAGAGCAGAUAGCGUGAGAUAAUCUCGAUGCAUUCUUUUCUUGGGGGGCGUAUUACUAGUUACUAGUGUCACACGCACCUGAUGCUCAUCGGUAUACCUCGGAGGGCAGAAGCAUCCUGCAAGAAGCAUUAGAGGCACUGCAGCAAUGGCAUGGACAAAAUACCAAGUGUUUUUAGCUCUUAUGCUCGUUUUUACUGGCUCUAUAAACACACUCGCAACCAAGUGGGCCGACAGGUCCAAAUCAAGAGGAAGGGAUGGGACUAUACGUGAAUUUGACCACCCCUUUCUGCAGGCGGUGGGUAUGUUCCUGGGAGAGCUCUCAUGCUUGCUUGCCUUCCAAGUCCUGUACUGGUACCAUACAAGGAAGCCAUCGUCCGAGCCGUUGCCCCCCAGUGUUUCCGGAAGCCGCAGCUUCAAUCCCUUCAUAUUUUUACCCCCAGCCAUGUGUGAUCUCAUUGCUACCUCAAUCAUGUACGUCGGUCUUGAGUUGACCUUUGCUUCCAGUUUUCAGAUGUUACGAGGAGCCGUAAUUAUCUUCACGGGGCUCCUCUCCGUCGCUUUCUUGGGCCGCCACCUCAAGGGAUACGAGUGGCUGGGAAUCCUCAUCGUGCUCCUCGGUCUCGUAGUUGUAGGCCUGUCCGACAUGCUCUUUCCUGGCCAGGAGGAGGCGUCAAAGGGUCAAAAUGGAAUAAUAACUGGUGACCUGCUCAUAAUCCUGGCCCAAGUGAUUGCAGCGUGUCAAAUGGUUAUCGAAGAAAAGUUUGUCACCAAGUACAAUGUACCGCCACUGCAGGCUGUUGGAUGGGAAGGGUUCUUCGGAUGCACCGUUCUUGGCACACUUUUGAUUCCAAUGUACUUCAUACCUGUUGGGAAUUCAAUCUUCAAAAACCCAAAUGGGCAAUUGGAAGAUGCCAUCGAUGGCCUCUACCAGAUAUCCAAUAGUUGGAGUGUAUGCCUCGGUGUCAUAGGGACCAUAGUCAGCAUCGCCUUCUUUAACUUUGCUGGCAUAAGUGUAACGAAAGAACUGAGUGCAACAACCCGAAUGGUGCUGGACAGCGUACGUACGCUGGUCAUCUGGGCUGUCAGCCUGAUUGUAAGAUGGCAGAAGUUCAGCUGGAUACAGCUUGUGGGCUUUUUUGUCCUCAUCGUCGGGAUGUUCCUCUACAACAACGUUGUCAUACGGCCUCUGCUCAUCAAAAACGGAUGCCUUAAGGCACCGGAAGAUGACAUGUCACAGCUCGUCGUCGAGGAGUCUGGCGACAGAGUGCAGGAAGACAAGGCGCAGGCAUAACAGGGCAUAGGGCCAUACUUAUUUGUUACUGUUUUGUGAAGGCCACAGUACUGAACUGUCAGUUGACAGUUUCUACCUUCAGGCACUGUGGGGCCGUGUAACACCAUCACUGCAAGGCGCUAGCACCUUAGCUGGCUUAGCACACAAGGGUGCAAGAUAACAAUGCUUUCAGUCCUUGUGGCCUUAGCAGAGCUCAAUGCAGACUUCUAAUUUUAUGUACAAGUUGUUCUACAGAACUUGCGCUGUUUAAAUAAAACUGUUCAAAAAUAAAAGAUAAACACCCUGGA
This is a messenger RNA of Ornithodoros turicata, 1650 nucleotides long. RefSeq names its product solute carrier family 35 member F6-like (gene Tango9). Gene Ontology annotation, cellular component: Golgi membrane; intracellular membrane-bounded organelle. Lineage: Eukaryota; Metazoa; Arthropoda; Arachnida; Ixodida; Argasidae. The record is from RefSeq and is a predicted model, not a curated record. The transcript is spliced from 7 exons. Gene Ontology annotation, molecular function: pyrimidine nucleotide-sugar transmembrane transporter activity. Gene Ontology annotation, biological process: pyrimidine nucleotide-sugar transmembrane transport. Bases 218 to 1363 code for a protein of 381 amino acids.